AAGGUGCGAGCGAGCCGGGCGCGGGGAGCACCGAGUGAGCGCGCCGGCUCUCCGGGCUCCGCGGGCGCGCGGGUGUCAGCUUGCAGCCGGGCUCCUCCCUCCGGCCCCCCUGCCCGGCCGCGCGGUCCCUCCCUCCUUCCCUUGCUCGCCCCUCCCCGGCGGGCCAGGCGCUGGGACGCCCCGACCGACCAGGCGGCGGCGGCGGCGGCGGCGGCGGCAGCGGGCGAGUUGGGGAGCCCCAGGCUCGGUGCUGCCGCAGACACCGGAGCCGAGUCGUCCCCGCCCCGGCCGGGCCGCGCCGGGCCCGCUUCCCGCGGGGCCACGCCCUGUCAAACUUUGUUGCUGCGGCAGCGAGCGGAGCCGAGCGGGCCGGCCAGCAGGAGGGAGGGGCGCCGGGCCGGGCCGGGCGCGGGCGGCCAGGGGCUCCAAGAAGCGGCGGCCCCGGCCCCGCGGCCCCACCAUGCCCCAGCUCGGUGGAGGCGGCGGCGGUGGCGGCGGCGGCGGGGGAGGCAGCGGCUCGGGCGCUGGCGCGGCCGGCGGAGGAGACGACCUCGGGGCGAACGACGAGCUGAUCCCCUUCCAGGACGAGGGGGGCGAGGAACAAGAGCCGAGCAGCGACAGCGCCUCGGCGCAGCGGGACCUGGACGAAGUCAAGUCAUCCUUGGUCAACGAGUCGGAGAACCAGAGCAGCAGCUCGGACUCGGAGGCGGAGAGGCGCCCGCAGCCCGUCCGGGACGCUUUCCAGAAGCCGCGAGACUAUUUCGCCGAAGUGAGAAGGCCCCAGGACGGCACGUUCUUCAAGGGCCCCCCGUACCCUGGGUACCCCUUCCUCAUGAUCCCGGACCUGAGCAGCCCGUACCUCUCCAACGGACCCCUGUCUCCGGGAGGAGCGCGCACGUACCUGCAGAUGAAAUGGCCCCUCCUCGAUGUGCCCUCCAGUGCCACAGUCAAGGACGCGAGGUCACCAUCUCCAGCACACUUGUCCAAUAAAGUUCCUGUCGUGCAGCACCCACAUCACAUGCACCCGUUGACCCCACUCAUCACCUACAGCAAUGACCACUUCUCCCCCGGCUCCCCCCCUGCACAUCUCUCCCCGGAUAUUGAUCCAAAGACAGGAAUCCCCCGGCCCCCACACCCAUCCGAGCUGUCACCGUAUUACCCACUGUCCCCGGGUGCUGUCGGACAGAUCCCCCAUCCCCUCGGCUGGCUCGUCCCACAGCAAGGACAGCCCAUGUACUCACUCCCUCCUGCCGGCUUCCGGCACCCUUACCCCGCCCUCGCCAUGAAUGCCUCCAUGUCCAGCCUGGUCUCCAGUCGGUUCUCCCCACACAUGGUGGCUCCCGCCCAUCCUGGCCUGCCCACCUCAGGGAUCCCCCACCCUGCCAUCGUCUCCCCCAUCGUCAAGCAGGAGCCAGCAGCCCCGAGCCUGAGCCCCGCGGUGAGCGUGAAGUCCCCUGUUACAGUGAAGAAGGAAGAGGAGAAGAAACCGCAUGUGAAGAAGCCUCUGAACGCCUUCAUGUUGUAUAUGAAGGAGAUGAGGGCCAAGGUGGUGGCCGAGUGUACCCUGAAGGAGAGCGCGGCCAUCAACCAGAUCCUGGGACGGAAGUGGCACAACUUAUCUCGAGAAGAACAAGCCAAGUACUAUGAGCUGGCCAGGAAGGAGCGGCAGCUUCACUCCCAGCUCUACCCGACCUGGUCGGCCCGGGACAACUACGGUAAGAAAAAGAAGAGGAAGCGAGAAAAGCAGCUGUCCCAGGCCCAGACGCAGCAGCAAGUCCAAGAGGCAGAGGGUGCCCUGGCCUCCAAGAGCAAGAAGCCGUGUGUCCAGUACCUGCCCCCGGAGAAGCCCUGUGACAGCCCAGCCUCCUCCCACGGCAGCAUGUUGGACUCCCCUGCCACCCCCUCGGCAGCCCUGGCCUCCCCAGCCGCCCCUGCUGCCACCCACUCCGAGCAGGCACAGCCCCUGUCCCUCACCACCAAGCCGGAGACCCGGGCCCAGCUGGCCCUGCACUCGGCUGCCUUCCUGUCGGCCAAGGCCGCAGCCACCUCCUCGGGCCCAAUGGGCAGCCAGCCUCCCCUCCUGUCCCGGCCCCUUCCGCUAGGGUCCAUGCCCACCACUCUGCUGACCUCUCCCCCGUCCUUCCCGGCCACACUCCAUGCCCACCAGACCCUGCCCGUGCUCCAGGCCCAGCCUCUCUCCUUGGUCACCAAGUCUGCCCAUUAAAGCUGUCCCCUACCCUGACUCCUGACCUGACCUAUGCAGGCUGUCAAGUGACUCAUCGAGUAGUAAUGAUUCA
Molecule: messenger RNA, 2297 nt
Organism: Ochotona princeps (American pika)
Lineage: Eukaryota; Metazoa; Chordata; Mammalia; Lagomorpha; Ochotonidae
Gene: TCF7L1
Product: transcription factor 7 like 1
Exons: 12
Coding region: 461-2224 (587 amino acids)
Biological process (GO): canonical Wnt signaling pathway; regulation of transcription by RNA polymerase II
Cellular component (GO): beta-catenin-TCF complex
Molecular function (GO): DNA-binding transcription factor activity, RNA polymerase II-specific; RNA polymerase II cis-regulatory region sequence-specific DNA binding
Source: RefSeq, a predicted model, not a curated record